Messenger RNA from Trametes versicolor FP-101664 SS1, 597 nucleotides. RefSeq lists its product as uncharacterized. Gene Ontology annotation, biological process: mycotoxin biosynthetic process. The record is from RefSeq and is a predicted model, not a curated record. NCBI's taxonomy places the organism in Eukaryota, Fungi, Basidiomycota, Agaricomycetes, Polyporales, Polyporaceae. Bases 1 to 597 code for a protein of 198 amino acids. The transcript is spliced from 2 exons.
AUGUCGCCUUGGACCGUCGCCUCUUGCAGCAUACUCGGACUCACGCUGCUCAACUUCCUCUUCGUCGCGCAUGUCUUGCGUGUAUUCGAAGGACUCCUGCCAACACCCAUCACAUAUUCCUACGUCGGCGACGACUUCCCCACAGAGCUCCCGACCCGGCUCGCCGCCGUCGGGCUCGUAGUUGAAGACGGCGCACCGCGCUUCUCGCUCACCGCCGAUAACGAGUGGGCGACCGUCUACCCCGCCAACGACGGGUUCACCGCGCUCGGCCCCGCGAACCGCACGUUCCUUGUCGCGAUGGUGCACCAGAUGCACUGCCUGGAUGUGCUCCGCGUCGGCUUCGCGAUGCACGGGGCGCCCGAAUACACGGCCCACGCAGAGCACUGCCUGCGCUACCUGCGCCAGGCGAUCUUGUGCGCCGCGGACCCGACCCUGGAGCCGAGCACGCCGCGGCUGAACAAGCACCGGGAGUGGACGCAUGCGGCAUCGGGAGAGGGGUCGGUGCAUCGCUGUAGGGACUGGACCGCGCUUGGGCGGUACCUUGCGGAGCACCCUCCGGGGCCACUUGACCACCGAGUACUGAGUAACGAUCGAUGA